Prorocentrum cordatum is the source of this 282-nucleotide messenger RNA. The record is from the annotation of a GenBank genome assembly. NCBI's taxonomy places the organism in Eukaryota, Dinophyceae, Prorocentrales, Prorocentraceae.
AUGAAGGCCCUCGAGUCGUCCUCGCAGGACGUGCGGCAGCGCUCCAUCAUGCAGUUCGAGAAGCGGCUCGUGAACAUCGAGAGCAGCGUCUCGAGGCUCUCGAAGGUCGUGGGGUCCUCCCGCGAGGAGGUGCUGUGGCUCACGAGCAUGGCCUGCGACAAGCAGGACCAGGAGAUUUCGACGAGCAGGGAUGAUUCUCGCUCCUCACUCCUCCUCGUCCUCCUCUUCCUCCUCCACCUCCUCCUCCUUCUCCUCCUCCUCCUUUCGACUGGGCCAGUUUGA